GAUGCAGAUCCCAAUCGCGGCGCGGCGCGUGAAAACCCAAACCCAGCAGCAACGCACGCGCCGAGCACAAGAAGAAGGAAGCGGGGAGAAGAAGAAGCCGAGGGAGGGGAAGGAGAAGGAAAAGCGCACCACAAGGCACAAUCCCUCUCGCCGCCGCCGGGGAAGACGGAAGGGGAAGGCAUCGGGGCAGAGAGAGAGAGAGGGAUGGCGUACAGGGCGGAGGACGACUACGACUACCUGUUCAAGGUGGUGCUGAUCGGGGACUCCGGGGUGGGGAAGUCGAACCUGCUCACGCGCUUCACCCGCAACGAGUUCAGCCUCGAGUCCAAGUCCACCAUCGGGGUCGAGUUCGCCACCCGCAGCAUCCACGUCGACGACAAGGUCGUCAAGGCCCAGAUCUGGGACACCGCCGGCCAAGAGAGAUACCGGGCUAUCACCAGCGCGUACUACCGUGGAGCAGUGGGCGCUCUCGUUGUCUACGAUGUCACGCGGCACGUCACCUUCGAGAACGUGGAGAGGUGGCUGAGGGAGCUCAAGGACCACACGGACGCCAACAUUGUCAUCAUGCUUGUGGGAAACAAGGCCGAUCUGCGCCACCUUAGGGCUGUCCAGUCUGAGGAUGCAAAGGCGUUUGCCGAGAGAGAGAACACAUUCUUCAUGGAGACAUCAGCCCUGGAGGCGAUGAAUGUGGAGGAUGCCUUCACCGAGGUGCUCUCCCAGAUCUACCGUGUAGUGAGCAAGAAAGCUCUCGACAUCGGUGAUGACCCUGCUGCUCCUCCCAAGGGGAAGACCAUCAGUGUCGGCUCAAAGGAUGAUGUGUCCGCCGUGAAGAAAUCCGCCUGUUGUUCGUCUUAGCUCGGGAAGAUAGAAUAUACAUCAGUAGGAGGAUACUAUGUUAUUGCAAUCGUAGUCCUCUUUUGUAUUCAUUCAUGUGCUGUGGAGUCUGCCUUAUUCACUUUUGCCAUUUUGAUACAUUAAUUCGUUCAAGACUAAAGGUUUGCUGGUACAGUUUAGGGAUAUGGAAGUGUGAGGUUAUCAUGAUUUUCAUAUAGGCCUUUGCUCGAAUGUUUUUACCUCUUGAUAUGCUUAUUGCUGAAGCUGUCUUCACUUGUUAAAAUUGCCCUGCAUGUAUGUGGUGAGUUGCAACAUAAUUUUCUGUCA
Molecule: messenger RNA, 1161 nt
Organism: Brachypodium distachyon (stiff brome)
Lineage: Eukaryota; Viridiplantae; Streptophyta; Magnoliopsida; Poales; Poaceae
Product: ras-related protein RABA1f
Exons: 2
Coding region: 205-855 (216 amino acids)
Cellular component (GO): endosome
Molecular function (GO): GTPase activity; GTP binding
Source: RefSeq, a predicted model, not a curated record